Oncorhynchus nerka (sockeye salmon) is the source of this 4142-nucleotide messenger RNA. RefSeq names its product SEC14-like protein 2. Gene Ontology annotation, cellular component: cytoplasm. The transcript is spliced from 12 exons. NCBI's taxonomy places the organism in Eukaryota, Metazoa, Chordata, Actinopteri, Salmoniformes, Salmonidae. The record is from RefSeq and is a predicted model, not a curated record. The coding region runs from base 1435 to 2508 and encodes 357 amino acids.
UUCCCAAGACUUCCGGGAACGGUUGAGAAACAGACCAGUUUGGGGUAUGAGAAGUCAAUGAUAUAAAUUAAAUAUUCUUCCUUAGCUGUUGAUUUUCUCAAAAUCUAAAGAUACAACCUAGAUUAGAUCCGAUGUCUUAAGUAGUUGGGCAUGUUAGUACUCCAAGCUCGUGAAAGUGACAAACUGAAACGUUUUCAUUUUCGUCAAAAACAACGUUAUAUCGACGAAGUGUCGUUGAUUUGACGGCCUGCACAUGCGUAGUUCGGCACGAGACGACUGUUGUUGACCAUGGCCUGUUUCUACGCAUGAGUUUAGUGAGCCAACGUCGCCAUCACGUCGCCUACAAGUGUGGUCUGGGAUUUAUACUGAAGAAGCAGUUUUAGCCUAUCUCCAUAGUGUACUGUCUUUGAUACGGUCAUUGCUUUUUACGACUUGACUGACAGGGAUGAAGAGGAUAACAUUGCCCUCGUAGAACAGCUUCACACAGUGGGAUCAGUCCAGCGACGAGGGCAGAAAAGUGCGUGGCAUCCUCUUCGGGUCUUCAACUGCCAUUAACGGAAUAAAAACUGCCAUUGUAUCUUGUUUUGCUUUAACAGACGUGAUGAGUGGCAGGGUUGGCGACCUAAGUCCGAAGCAGGCUGAGGCAUUGGAGGAGCCAGGAACUUCAAUGUCAAUAAGUCAGAAGCCAUGCUUCGAAAGACCCAACACACCUCCAGGCUGUGUAAGGGAUAUAUACCAAGAAGGAGAGUGAUGGAGUGCUGCAUCAGAUGAUCUGGCCUCCACAAUCCCCUGACCUCAACCAAAUUUAGAUAGUUUGGGAUGAGUCGGAUCGCAGAUUGAAGGAAAAGAAGCCAACAAGUGCUCAGCAUAUGUGGGAACUCCUUCAAGACUGUUGGAAAAGCAUUCCAGGUGAAGCUGGUUGAGAGAAUGACAAGAGUGUGCAAAGCUGUCAUCAAGGCAAAGGGUGGCUAUUUGAAGAAUCUCAAAUAUAAAAUAUAUUUUGAUUUGUUUAACACUGUUUUGGUUACUACAUGAUUCCAUAUGUGUUAUUUUAUAGUUUUGAUGUUUUCUAUUAUUCUACAAUGUAGAAUAUAGUAAAAAUAAAGAAAACUCUUGAAUGAUUAGGUGUUCUAAAACUUUUGACCGGUAGUGUAUGUAAAUGAGAUUAUUCUGUAUUUCUUUUUCAAUACAUUUUCAGGCUGUAACACAACAAAUCUGGGAAAAGUUAAGGGGUAUGAAUACUUUCUGAAGGCACUGUAUACGUUUUUUAUCAACUGUAAUAAUCGAAAAGGCUGAUGUCAGGAACUGAUGUCAACACUCUUACUUUGAAAAUACAGGCCCAGAGUAGUGCUGUAUGCCGGGUUCAGAAGCCCUGGCCUAUUUCUUAGUUCUGAGUGAUUACUGCUUUAUGAGCACCUUGACUUCAGGAAACACAUGAAAGCAGACACAAUCACCACAGAAUGGCAGCCUCCAGAGGUUAUUGAGAAGUACCUGUCUGGUGGGAUGUGCGGGUUCGACCGGGAGGGAAGCCCCAUCUGGUGGGAUGUCAUCGGCCCUGUGGACCCCAAGGGCCUCUUCCUGUCUGCCUCUAAACAGGACUUCAUCAAGUCUAAGAUCAGAGACUGUGAGAUGCUGCAGAAGGAGUGUGACCUGCAGUCUGAGAGGCUCGGGAGGCAUGUGGAAGCCAUCACUAUGAUCUAUGACUGUGAGGGGCUGGGUCUCAAACAUUUGUGGAAGCCUGCCAUCGAUACUUACGGAGAGAUCCUGACCAUGUUUGAGGACAACUACCCUGAGGGCCUCAAGAGACUAUUUGUCAUUAAAGCCCCCAAGCUCUUCCCCGUGGCCUACAACCUCGUCAAGCACUUCCUUAGUGAGAUCACCCGCAACAAGAUCAUUGUCCUGGGUGCCAACUGGCAGGAGGUGUUGCUGAACUACAUAGACCCAGAGCAGCUUCCUGCUGCGUACGGAGGGAAACUCACCGACCCGGACGGGGACUCUCGCUGUAGGACCAAGAUCCACUAUGCUGGGACAGUGCCUACGUCCUACUAUGUUCGUGAGUCAGUGAAGGUGGACUAUGAACAGUGUCUAACUGUCAGCCGUGGCUCCUCACAGCAGCUAGAAUAUGAGAUCCUCUUCCCUGGCUGUGUGCUCAGGUGGCAGUUUUCUAGUGAUGGGGCAGACAUCGGCUUUGGGGUGUUUAUGAAGGGGAAGAUAGGAGAGAGGCAGAAUGCAGGGCAGAUGCAGGAGGUGGUUCCCAGCCAGAGAUACAACGCGCACCUGGUGCCCGAAGACGGCUCUCUCACCUGCAGCGAGCCUGGGGUCUAUGUGCUGCGGUUCGACAACACCUACAGUAUCUUCCAGUCCAAACGCAUCAGCUUCACCGUUGAGGUCUUGCUCCCAGGCCAAUCUCAGUCUCCGAAAAAACGGGCUGGCUCACAAGUGGAGGCCAGCAACCAAUCGCAGUCUCCGAAUAACCAGGGUGGGUCAGAAUCUGGGGCCAGCAGCUAAUUGUGACAGACGUUACUGAGCUAGAUAGAGCUAGUCUCAGCCCCGGCCAUGGUCAGUGAAGUCAGACCUGAAACCACUGAAAUAGACUCCAAUGAUCAGCACUGAGGUACUUCAUCUGACAAUGGGCCAUUGUGCUGCUCACGAAUGAAGGUAUGUAGCUCUGGUCCAGUGCAUUACAUGCGGCUUGCUGAUGCUGAGACUUCUACAUCUGCAAGCCACACGCAAUGCCCUGGGCCAGAGCUAGAAUGUACAAUGAAGAGAAACAAGUCCACAACUCAGGGUUCCUGGAGUAGAGGAGAUGUAUUCAAACACAGACUGAAACAACUGAUUUACUUUCUACAAUAAGUGUAUGGCUUUUAAAUAUAUAUUUUAUUUUAAAGACCAGGAAGUAUAUUAUAUGUGAAUGUCAUUGAUCCAGGGUGUAUUAUUUUGCAAUGCUGAGAGCAGAGCAGCAAGACCUCAGGAGAUAUUUAUUUCGUCAACACUCCUCUAUAUAACCAUCUGUUCAAGUACAAUCCCUUUUCCGUGGCAACAACGCAUUAUGGGCAUCACCCUGUCUUUCUCUCUCUCAAGCACUGGGUGAAUUUCAAGGUUUUUCCCUUGAUUUCUCAUGUCCUUGAUUCCUCACCUUCUUCUCAAAAGGAAAGGAAUAAGGAAAUACUUUUGAGAUGUACCCUCUCGCUCUCAAUCUUUCUUCUUUCUGUCAUGAUUUAUGAGUCAUGACAAAAUUAGGCCAUUUUGAGUAUGCCUUUACUUUUCAAAAUCAACAUAGUUCUGUUCAAAUGAAUAUGUUGACAUACUGGUAGUUUUAUUUUCAGGGAAAACAAAUCUAUAUUUUGUCUUUUAAUUGUUAGAACAUGAAAGGCAAGAAAUCUUUGAGAAUGCUAAUAUCCACUGUCCAAAAUCUGUAUCAUUAAGCAUUAUUGCAGUAGAAUGACAUUCCAUUUUGUUGUGUAAUCUUCAGCACCAGUGUUUUCCUGUAUAGGGUUGCAAUUUGCAAAAUUCCAGUAACUUUCCCAAAAUUCCCAGGAUUUCCAGAAAUCCUGGUUAGUGGUCUGGAUUUCCUGCUUAUUCCCUCCUGAUUCGGUGAAUUCUCCAACUGGGCAAAUUACCGGAAUUUUGCAAACCUUUUCAUGUAUAUCUAUAUGUAACAACAAAAGACAUACAUGGUGUAAAUGCUUGCCUUAAAUACGUCAGUGUGUUUAAAGAAUGUGCAGCACUCAACAAACUGGCCCUUAUGGGCAGUUGAAACACUCAAAAAGCUCUAUUUAUAUGUCAUCUGUAAACUGUACUUAUUGAUUGAAGUCGUCUUCUGCCAGCAUCUGGAUAUUUUGCACAGUGAAAAUCAUGGAAUGUAGCUAGCUAUUAUAGCCUUAUUCGACGUUGGUUUGUGCUCACUGUUCAAUAGAUAAUUUAUGUUACCUUUAUGUAUUUUAGUAAUGAGUAGGGGGAACAGUACCCACUCCGAAACAUUUAAAUUGUUAUCUUUUUGUCAACAUUUGUCAAUCUUUUCUUUAGUUAAAAUUGGAAACAUGUCAUUUAUUUUUGUAGAAUUCAUGUAGUCAGUGCAUAUCUAAUGUAACAGAAACCAAUCUGAGCAUGUUUGAAUCAACUUGAAUGAAUCUCGUCCACAA